Monodelphis domestica (gray short-tailed opossum) is the source of this 3443-nucleotide messenger RNA. It is a transcript of the gene KBTBD2, whose product is annotated as kelch repeat and BTB domain containing 2. The record is from RefSeq and is a predicted model, not a curated record. Lineage: Eukaryota; Metazoa; Chordata; Mammalia; Didelphimorphia; Didelphidae. Gene Ontology annotation, molecular function: protein binding.
GGGCGGGCGGACCGGUAGACGGACGGACGCGGGGGCGGGGCGAGGCCCGGUACCGCCCCUCCGCUCCCGCCCUCCCGGCGCGGCUCCUCUGCGCGCUGUUCCUCUCGCCGCCCGCCCGGACCGCGGACCCUCCUCGGCGGCGCCGGCCUGCGGCCCGGUUACUCAAGUGGAACCCAGGAUGAUGCCACGAAAUCUACCUCCUGUCUUAAUUUCUCUCACUUCUGUGCAGUGUUAUUGCAAAUCCGAGCACCAUAUCUACAGACUGUCUUGAAAUCUUCUGGAGAAGAGUUUGGUGCAUACUUAAAGUGGAGUAAUCUCGGCGUUGUUCUAAAUCUGCCACAGAAUAUCCUUAAUUAGGGAAUCCGAGUGACUCAGGUUCUGAAUGCCACAAAGAAUAUCACUUAAAGUCUGUUCUCUUUUGACUGAGGCAUUCACCUGACCUUCCAUCAGAAAGACUACGUCUACCUUAAUCUGUCCUAGAGAUAUUGAUGGAAUACAGUCAUGUCCACUCAGGACGAGAGGCAGGUCAAUACCGAAUAUGCUGUGUCUUUGUUGGAACAGUUAAAACUGUUCUAUGAACAGCAAUUAUUAACUGAUAUCGUGUUAAUUGUGGAGGGUACCGAAUUCCCUUGUCAUAAGAUGGUUCUUGCAACAUGCAGCUCUUAUUUCAGGGCCAUGUUCAUGAGCGGACUCAGUGAAAGCAAGCAGACGCACGUGAGCCUGAGGAAUGUUGACUCGGCCACGUUAAAGCUCAUCAUAGCCUAUGCAUACACAGGGAAUUUGGCAAUAAAUGACAGCACCGUGGAGCAGCUCUAUGAGACCGCCUGCUUCCUCCAGGUAGAAGAUGUGUUACAACGAUGUCGAGAAUACUUAAUUAAAAAAAUAAAUGCAGAGAAUUGCGUUCGCUUACUGAGUUUUGCCGAUCUCUUCAGCUGCGAAGAGCUAAAACAGAGCGCCAAGCGGAUGGUGGAGCACAAGUUCACUGCCGUGUAUCACCAGGACGCCUUCAUGCAGCUGUCCCAUGACCUGCUCAUCGAUAUCCUGAGCAGCGACAACUUAAACGUGGAAAAGGAAGAGACGGUGCGCGAAGCCGCCAUGCUGUGGCUCGAGUACAACCCGGAGUCGCGGUCGCAGUACCUGUCGUCGGUGCUGAGCCAGAUCAGGAUCGACGCCCUGUCAGAGGUGACGCAGAGAGCCUGGUUUCAGGGUCUGCCCCCCAACGAUAAGUCCGUCGUGGUUCAAGGCCUCUAUAAGUCCAUGCCCAAAUUCUUCAAGCCAAGACUUGGGAUGACUAAAGAGGAAAUGAUGAUAUUCAUCGAGGCGGCUUCUGAACAUCCCGGCAGUCUGUACUCGUCCGUCUGUUACAGUCCUCAGGCAGAGAAAGUCUACAAGCUCUGCAGUCCGCCUGCCGAUCUGCACAAGGUCGGAACCCUGGUCACUCCCGAUAACGACAUCUACAUAGCGGGGGGGCAGGUUCCUCUAAAAAACACAAAGACCAAUUACAGCAAAACGAGCAAACUCCAGGCUGCCUUCAGAACUGUGAAUUGCUUUUACUGGUUCGAUGCUCAGCAAAACACGUGGUUCCCAAAGACGCCGAUGCUCUUUGUACGCAUCAAGCCCUCUUUGGUUUGCUGCGAAGGCUACAUCUACGCCAUCGGAGGUGACAGCGUCGGGGGGGAGCUCAACCGAAGGACCGUGGAGCGCUAUGACACGGAGAAGGACGAGUGGACCCUGGUGAGCCCUCUGCCCUGUGCCUGGCAGUGGAGCGCGGCAGUGGUGGUCCACGACUGCAUCUAUGUGAUGACGCUGAACCUCAUGUACUGCUACUUCCCGAGGUCAGAUUCCUGGGUAGAAAUGGCCAUGAGGCAGACGAGCAGGUCCUUUGCUUCCGCCGCGGCUCUCGGCGACCAGAUCUUCUACAUCGGAGGCCUCCACAUCGCCAGCAGCUCUGGCCUCAGACUGCCAACCAGCACCGUCGACGGGUCUUCGGUCACCGUGGAAGUGUACGACGUGAACAAAAACGAAUGGAGGAUGGCUGCCAACAUCCCUGCCAAGCGGUACUCGGACCCUUGUGUUAGAGCAGUGGUCAUCUCCAAUUCUCUGUGUGUUUUUAUGCGAGAAACACACUUAAACGAGAGAGCCAAGUACGCCACCUACCAAUACGACGCAGAGCUCGACCGGUGGUCUCUUCGGCAGCACAUUUCCGAACGUGUGCUCUGGGACUUGGGGAGAGAUUUCCGAUGCACUGUGGGGAAACUCUAUCCGUCUUGCCUUGAAGAAUCCCCGUGGAAACCACCGACGUGUCUUUUUUCACCCGAUGGAGCUGAGGAGUUCGAGCUGGACAGGGACAUGGUGGCCUUACCCCCGGUAUAGUGGCGGGGUGCCGUGCUCAGUAGUUACCUUUAUAGAGAGAGAGCUUUAUGAGAGAGAUGAGGACGAGAAAGGGGAACAGGAACCCUGGCUUUCACAAAGUGUAUUUUUAUGCCCUACUUCCUAUUUGCAGCAGUAUAAUACGUAUAUCAGUGAGUCUUAUGGAGAGGUAGACCACCAUAAUCUGAAAUAGCUUAUCCAAUAAUUGAGAAACCUUUAUUAUAUCACAAGAGCCUAAGCAUCUGGACUGUCUUCUUUUAGCCCGAUGAACUUACCAUUUGGGACGAGUUUGCUUCAUUCCGUCGCUGGAUGUUCCUCGUGUGUCCUGUCCCGAGUCACUCUUCCCAGACUCUUCCUAGGCAGAUUCACAUUCCCUGAGCGUCUCAGGAAAGUGCUGGAAACGUUUUCAGUGCGGGAUGGUGGGAGCUUCUGAACACUCCCCUUCCCCCCUCCCAGUCCAGUCCGCCGUGUAGGUCUCCCCGUCACCAGCGAGGGUCCCCCGAGGCUUGGCGAAGCCUCUGACUGCAGGACCAGUCAGCCGUGCCCGAGGGCCCUGCCCCGCGCUUCCCUCCCUUGCCUCGUCCGUCUCCUGAGCAGCCGGUAGCUGACCAGGUGUGGACUUUGCCAGCCCCCAUGUGCAGGUCGGAGUGGGGCUAUAAGCAGUCAGUGCCUCCACACUCUGCGUCCCAGCAGUGUGGGCUCCCGCGGACAGAACUUCCUGCCGCUGACGUGUUUUUCCGUGGUCGGGCCAAGGUUUAGUGUGGGUGAAGCAGGCCUUUGAUUUUCACUGAAUUCCCAUAGUGAUGUGUAGGGAUGUCCCUUAGCUACGGGGGGCGGGGGGUUCUUGGGGUGGGGGUGGGCUCAGUGUUCAGGGAUCCUCUGCACGCGGUGGCAGUGGGGCAGAAGGCGAGGGCUGCUCCAGAGAGCCCCAGGAACCACUAGCAGAGGCAGGGGUGCCCCCACUCUCCCAGGAGCACAGGUGCUUCGUGACGACUGUACCAGCAUGUUUAGCUGCAUCAUGUUCAGCACUGUAUUUUGACUGGCAUUAAUUUAUUAAAGAAAUUGUCCCUCAA